Limanda limanda (common dab) is the source of this 1944-nucleotide messenger RNA. It is a transcript of the gene jun, whose product is annotated as Jun proto-oncogene, AP-1 transcription factor subunit. The transcript has a single exon. Lineage: Eukaryota; Metazoa; Chordata; Actinopteri; Pleuronectiformes; Pleuronectidae. Gene Ontology annotation, biological process: regulation of cell cycle; regulation of cell population proliferation; regulation of transcription by RNA polymerase II. The record is from RefSeq and is a predicted model, not a curated record. The coding region runs from base 242 to 1237 and encodes 331 amino acids. Gene Ontology annotation, cellular component: transcription regulator complex. Gene Ontology annotation, molecular function: RNA polymerase II cis-regulatory region sequence-specific DNA binding; transcription factor binding; DNA-binding transcription factor activity, RNA polymerase II-specific.
GAUAAGGUUUGGAUCCACGCUGCUCAGAUCAGAGUGUACACACACCAGAGUCACUCACACCGGUGUGGAACCCAGUCUGAGAAGUGAGUCCCGAUCCCAGUCCAACCAGUGCGCGCUCACCUCGGAGGCUUUCACUCACAGAGAGGACGUUCGGAAACCAGUCUCCUCCACCUGCUUCAAACCAAGGAGUUUUUUGAAGAAGACUUUCACAGCAGCACUGGUUCCUGGGGGUUUCUCUUCUAUGUAUACCAAGAUGGAAACUACUUUCUAUGACGACUCGCUCAUCGCUUUCUCCCAGCACGACGGCGCCGGCUUCGGAUGCAGCAACCCCAAGGCGCUGAAGCACAGCAUGACCCUGAACCUGCUGGACCCGACCGGCAGCCGGAAGCAGCAGCUCCGCGCCCGGGCCAGCGAGCUGCUCACCUCCCCGGACGUGGGCCUGCUGAAGCUGGGCUCUCCGGAGCUGGAGCGGCUCAUCAUCCAGUCCAGCAACGGGCUCAUCACCACCACCCCGACCCCGACCCAGUUCAUCUGCCCCAGGAACGUCACUGACGAGCAGGAGGGCUUCGCGGAGGGCUUCGUGCGAGCCCUGGCCGAGCUGCACCACCAGCACAUGCCGGCUCCGGGCAGUGGGAGCGUCCCCCCAGCCCCGCAGACCAGUGGCACCAGUGGCACCAGUCCGCUGCCAGUCUCCUCUGUGGCCGGUGCCCCCGCGUACAGCAGCAACGCCACCAUGCGCUCCGACCAUGGCUCCGACUCGCCGGUCUAUGAGGACUUGAACACUUUCCACCCCGCCAUCAGCACCGUCUCGGCCCCGGGCUACACCACCUCAGCCCCGGCCAUGUCCUUCCCCUCCGCCCCGCCCCAGCUCCCGAUCUACGGCCAGACCGGCUCUCUGCUCCGGCUCACGGCUCUCAAGGAGGAGCCCCAGACCGUGCCCGAGAUGCCCGGGGACACCCCCCCACUCUCCCCGAUCGACAUGGAGAACCAGGAGCGCAUCAAGGCCGAGAGGAAGAGGAUGAGGAACCGCGUCGCCGCCUCCAAGUGCCGCAAGAGGAAGCUGGAGCGGAUCUCGAGGCUGGAGGACAAAGUCAAGAACCUGAAGUCCCAGAACUCGGAGCUGGCGUCCACCGCCAACACGCUGCGGGAGCAGGUGGCCCAGCUGAAGCAGAAGGUGAUGAACCACGUCAACAGCGGCUGCCAGCUCAUGUUGACCCAGCAGCUCCAGACCUUCUGAGGGGCUGUCGGGGCGGUGGAGAGAGCAAAGACUGUAGUGGAACGGAUCGGACGCUUCCUGUGAUAGCGAGUGGCUGUGUCUCUCGGGAUGACCGGCACCGGUGGGAUCUGUGGGCCAACCUGAAAGUCCCCGAGCCGGGGGGCGCGUCCCAGAGAGGGGCUCGGGACAGUAACAGUGGCCAUGAACCAGAGGGGGGGCAUGGCAACAAGCGAGAUACCUUUCUGUUUCUGUUCCGUGCUGCUUUCACAGAACUGGACUGGACUGAAGUUUUCUUGAUUUACACCCAGCUCUGCAUGGACCUUCUCAUGAAUACCAUAGGACAGAUUCAGUCUUAGAGGAAAUAAGAACCUGCAAUAGAGACGUUUCUUGCUGCAGCCACAGUGGCCUCACACAUGGGCGUGUUGGCCAACUCUGUACGGCUGAAGAGUCGUGACUAAAGCUGCCUGACUUCUGAGUUACAGUACAAUGUACUUCGUUUUCUUUAUUGUAAGAAUUUAAAUUGGAAAAGCUUCAAGAUGUACUUGUUUUUUCUGAAAUUGUUUAAUGGGGUUUCACUCAUUGUUAUAUGUAUAUAAGAUCAACUUGGAGUACUUAUAUUUACCAUUUGUAAUAAGAAUACUGUAUAAUUUUUUAUGUUUUGUUUCCUGAGCACUUCAGAAACUAAUCAAUAUUUAAGAAAAUAAAGCAGAUGAAAUGAGACAAAACUG